AUGACUGUACAUUUUCUUUUAUAUCGUUUCUUUGCUUAUUUUUCUUUAUUCUGUUUUCCCAUUGGUUGUUGUUCUUUCUCCUCCUCCCUUCUCAUUCAUGCACUUUUCUUUCAAUUUCCGUUUCGUAUAGAUCUUAUAAUCUCUUUUCUCAUUACAUAUUGUUCUAAAUCUCUCUCUCUCUCUCUUUUCGUAGCUUGUUGUCUUUAUCUUGUAGCUUAUUGCUCUUUCUUUCUCUCUUUUUCUUCUCGAAUUUUCUUUUUCUUUCUCUUCACGUUGCUUAUUUUUAUUUCUAACUUUCUCUUUCAUUUCUUUCUUUAUUUUCUUUGCCAUAUCUUAUUGCGUAUUGACCUUGUUCUUCGCUACUACCAUCUCACUCACAUUAUCUAUAUCAUUAACUCUCUUCAAUUUCUGCCACUGCCACCUCGUAUACCACCGCCUCCUACACAGUUCUUUUUCAUGCGAGUUCCUCACCCUCACCCUAUCUCUCUCACUCCCCCCCUCUUCCCUAAAAUCCUUUCUGUUUUACUUCCAACCUCAUGGCCACCCUCCCGUUCGCCUACGAUCCCACCGCGGCGCAGGUGUCUUUUUACCCCUGAUUUGCUUCUGUGGUCGGCGCACGUUGACAAACCCCCUCCACCUUUAUCGCACACUGCGCCGCUUGCUUUUUCGGUGAAGCCGUCCCAACAAACAACACUACUGCUACAACCAUCCUCCCCACACCCUACCUUCCACCCACAAACAACUUCCUAA
Molecule: messenger RNA, 750 nt
Organism: Acanthosepion pharaonis
Lineage: Eukaryota; Metazoa; Mollusca; Cephalopoda; Sepiida; Sepiidae
Source: the annotation of a GenBank genome assembly